AAUUUCUCUUGAUCUUUCCUUUCUUACCAAGAAAUCAUCUUUCUUCUUCUUGCAAAGCUCUAGAUGAGUAACCAAGCUGAAUCAUCCGACUCCAAAGGGUCCAAGAAGGACUUCUCCACCGCGAUUUUGGACCGCAAGAAGUCACCCAAUCGUCUUGUUGUCGACGAAGCCAUUAACGAUGACAACUCCGUGGUCGCUAUGCAUCCUAAUACCAUGGAGAAGUUGCAGCUUUUCCGCGGAGACACCAUCCUUAUCAAGGGGAAGAAAAGGAAGGAUACUGUCUGUAUUGCUCUUGCUGAUGACACUUGUGAUGAGCCAAAGAUCAGGAUGAACAAAGUUGUGAGAUCGAACUUAAGGAUUCGACUUGGUGAUAUUGUUUCUGUUCACCAAUGUCCAGAUGUGAAGUAUGGGAAGCGUGUCCACAUACUACCAAUAGAUGAUACCAUAGAAGGUCUUGCCGGUGAUUUGUUUGAUGUGUACGUUAAACCUUACUUUGUGGAGGCAUACCGUCCAGUGAGGAAAGGUGAUCAUUUUCUGGUUAGAGGAGGCAUGAGGAGUGUUGAGUUCAAAGUUAUUGAGACUGACCCUGCAGAAUAUUGUGUGGUUGCUCCUGACACGGAAAUCUUUUGUGAGGGUGAGCCCGUGAAGAGGGAGGAUGAGGAACGGUUGGAUGAGGUGGGAUAUGAUGAUGUUGGUGGUGUUAGGAAGCAGAUGGCUCAAAUCCGUGAAUUAGUGGAAUUGCCCUUAAGGCAUCCACAACUUUUCAAAUCUAUCGGUGUGAAACCUCCUAAAGGAAUAUUACUUUUUGGACCACCAGGUUCUGGAAAGACUUUAAUAGCCAGGGCUGUUGCAAACGAGACAGGUGCUUUCUUCUUUUUAAUAAAUGGACCUGAAAUUAUGUCCAAGUUGGCUGGAGAGAGUGAAAGCAACUUGAGGAAGGCAUUUGAGGAAGCCGAGAAAAAUGCGCCAUCAAUUAUUUUCAUUGAUGAAAUUGAUUCGAUUGCCCCAAAGAGAGAAAAGACUCAUGGUGAAGUUGAGAGAAGAAUUGUUUCACAACUGUUGACACUCAUGGAUGGUCUGAAAUCACGGGCCCAUGUUAUUGUAAUGGGAGCCACAAAUAGGCCCAACAGCAUCGAUCCUGCAUUGAGAAGGUUUGGUAGGUUUGAUAGGGAAAUUGAUAUUGGUGUGCCAGAUGAAGUCGGGCGUUUGGAAGUUCUUCGAAUUCACACCAAGAACAUGAAGCUUGCUGAUGAGGUUGACCUUGAAAGGAUUGGUAAAGAUACUCAUGGUUAUGUCGGUGCUGAUCUUGCUGCUCUUUGUACUGAAGCUGCACUUCAAUGUAUCAGAGAGAAGAUGGAUGUUAUUGACCUAGAUGAUGAAACAAUAGAUGCUGAGAUUCUGAAUUCCAUGGCAGUGACAAACGAUCACUUCCAGACUGCUCUUGGAAUCAGCAAUCCAUCUGCUUUGCGGGAAACUGUCGUUGAAGUGCCUAAUGUCUCCUGGGAGGAUAUUGGAGGACUUGAGAAUGUUAAGCGCGAGCUUCAAGAGACUGUCCAAUAUCCAGUUGAGCACCCAGAGAAGUUUGAGAAAUUUGGUAUGUCCCCAUCAAAGGGGGUCCUAUUCUAUGGCCCUCCUGGUUGUGGUAAAACACUACUGGCUAAGGCAAUUGCAAACGAGUGCCAGGCCAAUUUCAUCAGUAUUAAAGGUCCUGAGCUUCUUACCAUGUGGUUUGGUGAGAGUGAAGCAAAUGUUCGUGAAAUCUUUGACAAGGCCAGACAAUCUGCACCAUGUGUUCUCUUCUUUGAUGAGCUUGAUUCAAUUGCCACCCAGAGAGGAAGUAGUGUAGGAGAUGCAGGCGGUGCUGCAGAUCGUGUUUUAAACCAACUUCUGACUGAAAUGGAUGGCAUGAAUGCGAAAAAGACCGUCUUCAUAAUUGGGGCCACAAACAGACCUGAUAUCAUUGAUCCUGCACUUCUCAGGCCAGGCCGUCUUGAUCAACUAAUAUACAUUCCUCUCCCUGACGAGGACUCGCGUCACCAGAUCUUCAAAGCCUGCAUGAGAAAAUCUCCGGUUUCCAAAGAUGUGGAUCUGAGAGCAUUGGCCAAGUAUACUCAAGGCUUCAGUGGCGCCGACAUCACAGAGAUAUGUCAGCGUUCUUGCAAGUAUGCCAUAAGAGAGAAUAUUGAGAAAGACAUAGAGAAGGAGAGGAAGCGAAGUGAGAAUCCAGACUCUAUGGACGAGGAUAUGGAGGAAGAGGUGGCGGAGAUAAAGGCUGGUCAUUUUGAGGAGUCUAUGAAGUAUGCUAGGAGGAGUGUGAGCGAUGCUGACAUCAGGAAAUAUCAGGCGUUUGCUCAAACCUUGCAGCAGUCUCGUGGCUUUGGAACCGAGUUUAGGUUCCCAGAGACCACGGGGGCUAGGACAGGUUCGGGUCCUGACCCGUUUGCUGCUACCCCCGCCUCUACCGGGGCUGAAGAUGAUGAUCUUUAUAGCUAGGUAGGGCUUGGAGGAUGUUAUAAUAGUACUUUUGUUUUCUGUCUGUCUUUCUGAAAGUACUAACUUAUAUAUUAUGUGGGAUCACCAAAACCAAAAGUAACGACACCACAAACAUAAGCUCAGUCUCUUUUUAUGUUUUGCCUUUUUAUCAAAAUGCAUUCUCAUUCUCUGACUGGUUUGUUUUCACAUUAUUUAUGGCUGUUUUCCUUCCAUAA
This is a messenger RNA of Impatiens glandulifera, 2708 nucleotides long. RefSeq names its product cell division cycle protein 48 homolog. Gene Ontology annotation, molecular function: ATP binding; ATP hydrolysis activity; polyubiquitin modification-dependent protein binding. The record is from RefSeq and is a predicted model, not a curated record. Gene Ontology annotation, biological process: retrograde protein transport, ER to cytosol; mitotic spindle disassembly; autophagosome maturation. Gene Ontology annotation, cellular component: VCP-NPL4-UFD1 AAA ATPase complex; nucleus; cytosol. The coding region runs from base 64 to 2493 and encodes 809 amino acids. NCBI's taxonomy places the organism in Eukaryota, Viridiplantae, Streptophyta, Magnoliopsida, Ericales, Balsaminaceae. The transcript has 9 exons.